AUGCCUUCAAAAAAAUAUAAAAUUAUAGAUUCACAUGUUCAUUUAUUUGCAAAACGAAACUUUAAACUAUUGAAAUUUGAUGAAGCCCACCCAUUGCAUUCAGAUUUUCGUCUAGAUGAAUACUUAAAAUAUUCAAUGAAUGAAGAGUUCCAAAUUGAUGGAUUGGUUUUUAUUGAGACUGACCCAAUUGCUGAUUUAUCAAAGGCACUUGAAGGGUGUGAAUACCCCAUUCAAGAAUAUCUUUAUGUAGCUAGAAAUAUUACUGGAAACUUACUACCAGACGAAGGGGAAACGUCAGAGUUAAAACAGAAUUUUAUUAAGGCAAUUGUACCAUGGGCUCCAAUGCCUUUGGGAAAGAGCCUGGUAAGUAGUUAUGUUGAAAUGUUAAAGAGUAGAUCUCUGACUGAUGAAUUUAAUUUGGUGAAAGGUUUCCGGUAUUUAGUUCAGGAUAAACUCCCAAAUACUAUGCUACAGAGAGAUUUUGUUGAAUCUUUAAAAUGGUUGGAUGAUAAUAAUUUCAUAUUUGACUGGGGUAUCGAUUUGAGAUGUGGUGGUUUAUGGCAAUUUGAAGAAACUAUUGAAGUUCUCAAGCAAGUUCCUAAUUUAAAAUAUGUUAUUAACCAUUUGACAAAGCCAAACUUGAGUAUUGACCCAACAAAGAUUGAAGAAAACGACGAGUUUCUUCAAUGGAAAAAUUAUAUGAAACAAAUCUUUGUCAAUUCUCCGAACUCUUAUAUGAAAUUAUCCGGAGGCUUUUCAGAGUUACCGUCUGAAAUAAUUGAAAAUAGGGAUAAAUGUGCUGAAUAUAUCUAUCCUUGGUUCAAAGUUUGUUUUGAUCUUUGGAAUGUCGAUAGAACAAUAUGGGCAAGUAAUUGGCCUGUUUGCACUCUUACUGCCGGUGAAGACUUGACAUCAAAGUGGUUUGAAGUUACCGAAAUGUUAUUUGAUAAAAUUGAAUUAAAUGAAGAAUCGAGGAAGAAAAUCUAUGGUACUAAUUAUUUAAAAGCGUAUAAUCUUAUAUAA
This is a messenger RNA of Debaryomyces hansenii CBS767, 1023 nucleotides long. RefSeq names its product amidohydrolase family protein. The transcript has a single exon. NCBI's taxonomy places the organism in Eukaryota, Fungi, Ascomycota, Pichiomycetes, Serinales, Debaryomycetaceae. The record is from RefSeq and is a predicted model, not a curated record. Gene Ontology annotation, molecular function: hydrolase activity. Bases 1 to 1023 code for a protein of 340 amino acids.